AUGGCAGCUAUUCAUUGUACAUGCCAGGUAGAAGCUCCUGCCCCAAGUUACAAUAUGUUCUUUUUCUGUGCCCUCCAGGUCUAUCCUGAGCUGCAGAUCACCAAUGUGGUGGAAGCUAACCAACCAGUGACCAUCCAGAACUGGUGCAAGCGGGGCCGCAAGCAGUGCAAGACCCACGCCCACAUCGUGAUUCCCUACCGAUGCUUAGUUGGUGAGUUUGUUAGCGACGCCCUUCUGGUUCCCGACAAAUGCAAAUUUUUGCAUCAGGAGCGGAUGGAUGUUUGUGAGACCCACCUUCACUGGCACACCGUCGCCAAAGAGACAUGUAGCGAGAAGAGUACCAAUUUGCACGACUACGGCAUGCUGCUACCCUGUGGAAUCGACAAGUUCCGAGGGGUGGAGUUUGUCUGCUGCCCCCUGGCAGAUGAGAGUGACAGUGUCGAUUCUGCUGAUGCUGAGGACGAUGAUUCCGACGUCUGGUGGGGCGGAGCGGAUACCGACUAUGCAGAUGGGAGGUAAGGGGGCCUCUGUGUUUGGUCGCUCACAGAUGCGGAAGCGUCUAGCGUGUAGUUUUUGUAUUUUUCCGCAAAUGUCGCUUUCCGUUUCUCACUAUGAGAAUCUCUGCCUACCCCUGUUAGCGUUUUCUUUUAUGGGGGGAAAAGUCUAACUAUAUAAGCGCUAUUAGGACUAUGGUGUACUGUCGAAUUUUAAUAUAAUUGGUCAACCAUCACAGAGUUAAUUUUAGCCAUUUUAUUUUCAUCUCGAGAGUUAGAAUCAAACUUUCACUAAUAUUAGAGUAGGUCAUUGAAUAAAUAACAUGGAAUUCUGUUUCCGUCUGUAAUUUAGAAAUAUUUUUAGACACUGUUUUGGGAUUUUUUUUUUUUUUUCAGUCAUUAAGCCCAGUGUGAAUUUUUGUUAACAAAAGGUGUUGUUUUUUGUCUUACUGUUUUUACUCAUGACUGACGUCAGAAGCAUGCAUAAAUGUUUGUCAUAAACGUUUGCUGAAAGUCUUCAACCAUCUUUGGCUUGUUGUUGUUCAGAAAUACAUUUUCACUUCUUUUUCUUUGGGAUAUUAAUCUCGUCACCUUAGUGUGUCUGAUAAUUCAUUGUCUGGUUGCUAUUUUAAAUUGAAGGCAAACACCUAUGUUUAAAUCAUAAAAUGAUAAAACCAGAAUCUUGGGAUUUGGAAAGGCCAUCUGGUUCAGUCAUGGAUUUGAUGCUACAUCGUCUCCCAAAAGGUGAUUGUAUCACUUCUGUAGCUGUUCUCUGCAGGAGUCGGAAGGUGUUCUCCAGUGUGCCACAUUUCCAAGUAGAACAUUAAAUAUGAAGCUCAGACUUAUAGUUACCAGUAGAAAGUUUUAUGAUUUUAUAUAGUCAGGCACAGAUUUUGUGCAUGAGAGUGUAAUAUAUUUUGUCAGUUUUAAAAAACAAAUCCAUGUACCCUCAGGGACCCUAGCUGCCUUUUCUUAUCAGUUAAUAAAACUGGGCUUCUUUUUUUUUUAAUAUUUUUUUUAAUUUUUUAUUGUAUUUCAGGUGAAGUCUUACAGAACAAAUAGUUUCUCAUGAAACAGAAGUACAUAUGUUGUUUUAUAAC
Trichechus manatus latirostris (Florida manatee) is the source of this 1594-nucleotide messenger RNA. RefSeq names its product amyloid-beta A4 protein-like. NCBI's taxonomy places the organism in Eukaryota, Metazoa, Chordata, Mammalia, Sirenia, Trichechidae. The coding region runs from base 1 to 519 and encodes 172 amino acids. The transcript is spliced from 3 exons. The record is from RefSeq and is a predicted model, not a curated record. Gene Ontology annotation, biological process: axonogenesis; central nervous system development. Gene Ontology annotation, molecular function: signaling receptor activator activity; heparin binding; transition metal ion binding. Gene Ontology annotation, cellular component: early endosome; Golgi apparatus; plasma membrane.